GAUGUAUGCCAAAGGAAGUGAAUUGAUUAAUGGUCAUUGAUUGAUCUUGUAAACACAAAAAUAAAUCAUAAACUUUUCACGUUCUGACGGAAAAAAAGGUCAGCAAAAAUCCACCAAUGGCAUUGCGUAAUUUUCUCCAUCAGAUAUUUCCAAAAUAUCAUUUGCAUCUUUCUAGUAUUCGGCCGUCAACCUUUUCAAGGAACUUUGCAGUAAAUAUGACCGACAACAAAUUAAAUGUUAUUGAGUUUGAAAAUUUGAAAGACAAAUUAUUGAAUCGUAACAUUACUCUGAUAGAUGUGCGAGAACCGAAAGAGUUAAAGGAAGAUGGGAAAAUUCCAAAUUCUGUUAAUAUACCUCUGGGUCAAAUAGUGGACGCAUUCAAGAUGUCCGAAUCUGCUUUUCAAUCAAAAUAUGGAGUUCAAAAGCCAGAUGAGCAAUCAGACCCUUUCGUGCUAUCAUGCAGAUCUGGUAAAAGAGCAACUGAUGCAUUUCAAAAGUUGUCUGCUCUUGGAUAUAAUAAUAUUAGCGUGUAUUCUGGCAGUUUUCAAGAUUGGGUAAAAAAUGGUGGACCUAUAGAAAAAUAAGUUCAGCCCUGUGAUGAAGUGAAUAUUCUGCAGUUGAGCUUGAAGACAAUUUUGAUUAGUUUUUUUUUUUUAAUUUUACUUUAAAGUUUUUGAUGUUUUAUCAUUUAUAAAAUAUGUUAUAUGGAGG
Molecule: messenger RNA, 711 nt
Organism: Argiope bruennichi
Lineage: Eukaryota; Metazoa; Arthropoda; Arachnida; Araneae; Araneidae
Product: rhodanese domain-containing protein CG4456-like
Exons: 1
Coding region: 117-584 (155 amino acids)
Cellular component (GO): mitochondrion
Molecular function (GO): thiosulfate-cyanide sulfurtransferase activity
Source: RefSeq, a predicted model, not a curated record